Molecule: messenger RNA, 579 nt
Organism: Pollicipes pollicipes
Lineage: Eukaryota; Metazoa; Arthropoda; Thecostraca; Pollicipedomorpha; Pollicipedidae
Product: ubiquitin carboxyl-terminal hydrolase 48
Source: RefSeq, a predicted model, not a curated record
UCGGCGGCCGUCGGCGGGCCGCACCAACGGUCUGUCGACGGAGACGGACAGCGACGGCGCAGGCCGCGCCCACGGCCCCAGCACCGAGACGGACGACACGUCGGCGGCCGAGGACGAGGACGAGGACGAGGACGAGGAGUUCAACGGCGACGUGCGCUGUGCUCACGGGGAGCUAUGUGUGGAGGAGGGCACCAGGCGACUCGUGCCAGAAGCCGCCUGGCACAUCAUGACCAAGUACUUUCCGGACGCCAGGAGCUACGGGCGACACCGCCCCCUCUGCGCCCAGUGCAGGGAGCAGGUGUCGGAGGAGGAGCAGAUGCGGCAGCUGUACCGCCAGCUCGCCGCCGAGCAGCGCGCCGCCCUGGGCGACCUCUACAGCGACCGGCUGCGGCCCCAGGUGGCAGCACCGACCUGCUCGCCCGGCCGCUACCACGCCAUCGGCCGGCACUCGACCGAACUGUGGCGCAAGUUCGUCAGGGACCCGGCGCGGCGUGACCCGGCCACCCUGGAGACGCGCAGUCUGAUCUGCCGACACGGCGGUCUUCUGUUCUCACCGCUGCUGCGCGAGGACCGGGAGAG